Eutrema salsugineum is the source of this 2525-nucleotide messenger RNA. RefSeq names its product long-chain-alcohol oxidase FAO4B. The record is from RefSeq and is a predicted model, not a curated record. Gene Ontology annotation, molecular function: long-chain-alcohol oxidase activity; flavin adenine dinucleotide binding. The coding region runs from base 120 to 2390 and encodes 756 amino acids. NCBI's taxonomy places the organism in Eukaryota, Viridiplantae, Streptophyta, Magnoliopsida, Brassicales, Brassicaceae. The transcript is spliced from 4 exons.
UAAAGACACGGCUAAUUCUUCAAGCUCACGGAUUUCUCAGUACGAAACCUAAUCCAAAUAAUUACUCUAUUCCUCUCUACAAGUUUCGAUACGUGCAAGAAAGAGAGACAAACAAUUACAUGGAAGAAGAUAGAAGAAGGAGAAGCAGAGGGCAUCAUCUGUUGAGAUCGAAGAAGAGGCAAGGAGGCUAUUAUAACCAUGGUUUCUCAUCGUCUCAGAUUCAAUCUCUCGCCGUCAUCUGUCAAACUCUCCUCCCUCCUCCUCCGCCGGUGACCACGACGGAGCAGCAAGCUCUCGAUUCCUUCAACGUAGCCUCCCGUGCGCAACCACCAUUCUCUGAUGAGGUAGCGGAGAUGAUAGUGAAAAACGGACGAUCACAAGCAGUGAAGAUCUUGAGAAUCAUAUUGACGAUUCUAUCAUUCAGAUUUGGAACUUUAUUGCUUUGUGGCUCUCUCUGUCUUGAUAAGGAUUGGCCUUUUGUCCAUAAAUUCUCUGAACUUCCAUUGGAUAAAAGAGAAGAGGUCCUGAGGAAAUGGUCGAGACAAAGUGGAUUCCUUCUUCCGCUUCGAAUCACUUUCUUCCUUACAAAAUUCUACACUCUCUUCUACUUUUUCUCCCAGACUGAUGAGAAUCUCAAGAAUCCUGCAUUGGAAGCGAUAGGGUAUAGCAUAGCCACGACAGAGACAAGUAGCAACAAGACGAGGAAAGAAGAAGGAACACGACGACCUCUCGAGGCAGGGAUCAUUGAGACUAAGCACGAGACUGACAUUACCAUCACACAAUCUCUAAUCGAAAAAGGUGUUCAUGUAGCUAGAGACGAUGAUAACGGUGUGCACAGGAUCAGAUGCGAUGCGGUUAUUGUAGGCUCAGGAAGCGGAGGAGGUGUAGCAGCUGCAAACCUUGCGAAAGCCGGAUUAAAAGUAUUGGUCCUAGAGAAAGGAAACUACUUUGCAGCUCAAGACUAUUCAGCUCUUGAAGGUCCGUCUAUGCAAGAGCUAUACGAGAAAGGCGGGCUUAUGACAACAGUUGACGGAAAAUUCAUGAUCUUGGCCGGUUCAACUGUUGGAGGAGGUACAGCGGUUAACUGGUCAGCAUCAAUAAGAACACCGGAUCAUGUUCUGCAAGAAUGGUCGGAAAGGAGCAAGAUCGAGUUUUUCGGUAGCCAAGAAUACCAAUCUGCAAUGGAUGAAGUUACUAGAAGAAUCGGAGUCACUGAAAGAUGCGUGAAAGAAGGGUUUCAGAACCAAGUUCUGAGAGAAGGGUGCGAGAGACUCGGCUUGAAGGUAGUGUCGGUUCCAAGAAACUCACCGGAAGAUCAUUAUUGCGGUUCUUGCGGGUAUGGUUGUAGAGAAGGAUACAAGAAUGGGACAGACCGAACCUGGCUGGUUGAUGCCGUAGAGAAUGGUGCAGUGAUCUUGACAGGAGUCAAAGCUGAGAGAUUCAUACUAGUUGAGAAUACCAACAGUGGCAACGAGAGAAAGAAACGGUGCGUGGGAGUGAUCGCGAGCUCUGUUGGAGGAAAGAUGGAGAAGAAGUUCAUGAUCGAAGCUCGAGUGACGGUUUCAUCGGCUGGUUCGCUGUUGACACCGCCUCUGAUGCUUUCGAGUGGGCUAGAGAACCGGAACAUUGGGAGGAACCUAAGGCUGCACCCGGUUCUAAUGACAUGGGGAUACUUCCCGGAGGAAAGUUCAGAGUUCUCGGGGAAAAUGUACGAAGGAGGGAUCAUCACGUCCGUCCAUCAUAUAAACGAUGGUGAAAAGGGUUGCAGAGCGAUACUUGAGAAUCCAUUGAUAGGACCAGCUUCGUUUGCAGGGUUAAGCCCGUGGGUUUCAGGAGCAGACCUUGAGGAGAGGAUGAUGAAGUACGGAAGGACAGCUCAUGUGUUUGCUUUGGUUCGGGACAAUGGCUCAGGGGAAGUUAUGAAAGAAAGCGAGGUUAGAUACAGGACGAGCAAGAAAGAUAAGGAGAAUCUGAGGGUAGGGAUACGACAAGCUUUGAGGGUUUUGGUUGCAGCAGGUGCAGUUGAAAUCGGAACAUAUAGGAGCGAUGGACAGAGGAUGAAGUGUGAGGGAGUUACAAGAGAAGCAGUGGAAGAGUUUCUAGAUAGAGUUGAUGCUGAUGGUGGAGUAAGCACGAAUAGAGAGUACUGGACUACUUACUUCUCUGCACACCAGAUGGGGAGUUGCAGGAUGGGACACACGGAGGAGGAAGGAGCGGUGGAUGAGAACGGAGAGAGCUGGGAAGCAGAAGGAUUGUUUGUCUGCGAUGGAAGUGUGUUGCCUUCUGCUGUUGGUGUAAACCCAAUGAUCACCAUUCAAUCUGCUGCUUACUGCAUCUCCAAAAGGAUAGUUGACUCUCUGCAAAGGCAAAAAAACAAGGAAAGAUUAUAGAGAAACAGAAGUGAAAAACCAUCCCGGUUCUUGAAAGAUUUUCAGAUUCUGAUUUGUAUUCAUGUGUUGAAUAAAGGAACUAAGUGUUUCUUGCAAGAAAGAUUCUUUUAAGAAUCAUAUAUGAUGAGAACUCAU